Molecule: messenger RNA, 1326 nt
Organism: Dendrobium catenatum
Lineage: Eukaryota; Viridiplantae; Streptophyta; Magnoliopsida; Asparagales; Orchidaceae
Product: aspartic proteinase CDR1-like
Exons: 1
Coding region: 57-1277 (406 amino acids)
Cellular component (GO): extracellular region
Source: RefSeq, a predicted model, not a curated record
CCUUCUCCUUUCUCCUCCUCCUCCUCGUCACACCUCUGCUCUCCACCAGCUCCACCAUGUCUGGUUUCACCAUCCAACUCAUCCACAAGGACUCUCUACUUCAUCCGGCCACCACCAACCUCUCCACUCCUCACCUCACCCGCCUCCUAGCAAAAGCCUCCCACUCCCUCUCGCGCAGCCAAGCUCUCUCUUCUCCUUCCACGACCAUCCUCUCCCCAGUCAUCCCUCACAACGCCGACCACCUAAUGAAAUUCUCCAUCGGGACUCCCCCUGUCCGAGUCCUCGCCGUCAUGGACACCGGAAGCGACCUCACGUGGCUUCGCUGCCUUCCCUGCUCCGACUGCUACACCCGCUCAGUCCAUCUCUUCAACCCCUUCCUUUCCUCCACUUACCGAUCUCUCCCUCCAAACUCCCCAAAAUGCAAACAAUUCGACCCCAACACAAGCCCUUACACCCCAACCUGUUCUUACAAAUACAACUACGGAGACGGCUCCUUCUCUUCCGGAUUCCUCUCCACCGAGACAUUCACGUUCGAAUCCACUACAGGUGAACCAAUCUCCAUUCCAGAAAUAAGCUUUGGCUGCGGCCAUAACAACAGCCCGAGCUUCGACGCCGAGCUUUUCGGUCUAGUGGGUCUCGGCGGAAUGAGCUACUCCCUUAUCUCUCAACUCAGUCCCCAAACAGGCAAGAGAUUCUCCUACUGCUUAUCACCAUUUCAAGACAAUACGUCGACCAGUUUCCUGAGCUUUGGCGACAAGGCGAUAGUGACCGGAAACAAUGUCGUCUCCACCCCGCUUGUGGCAAAGGCGGACAAAACCUUCUACUUUGUGACGCUGGAGGCGAUAAGCGUUGCAGGGAGAAAGGUGGAUGCGACGGCGACGGGGGAAGGAAAUAUGUUCAUUGAUUCGGGAACGACGGUUUCGCUUAUUGAUAGUGAAGUUUUUGAGAGAUUGGGAGAUUUGAUAACGGAAGUGGUGAGGUUGGAUUGGAAGAUGGAUGAAGGGAAUACGUUCAAAUGCUACGAGGCGAGGAGGAGGGAGGUGUUUCCUGAUAUCGUCUUUCACUUCGCCGGCGGAGCUGAUGUGGUGUUGGAGCCAUUGAAUGCGUUUACGGAGCCGUCGGAGGACGGGUUGGUGUGUUUGGCGAUGCAGGCGACGAACGGGACGGCGAUUUUUGGUAACAUGGCGCAGCAGAAUUUUCAUAUUGGGUAUGAUAUUGUGGGGAGGAAUGUUGCUUUUGGCGCUACUAAAUGCGCUGAACUGGGAAAGCAAUUAUAAAAUUAUUAUUAUUAAUUGAAUAAUAGAAGCGUGUAUAGAGGCUUUGAGA